GAGGGGGAAGGAGGCUCUGGAAUGUUGAUGGACGUGGCCUUGCGCCACUGGGAGCGGCGGCGCCGGGUCGGCCAUUGGGCGAGGAGGGCGGGGGCGGGAGCGGCGGGAGGGGCCGGUUGUGGCGGUUGAAAAGCCGCCGCCUGGCUGGGGAGCGGCGCCAGUGCGGGGUGGGCGCUGUCGGGGGGAGGCAGGAGGGUAGCGAGUUCGAGUCCCGCCUCUGCGAGCCUGAGCCGGGAGCUGCUUCUCUGGGCUGCCGCACUCCGCUCCUGGGCGAGGGGAGGUCGGAGUAGUCGUUUGGUCUCCUCUCCUUCCUCGUUCCCCUCUUGGCGCGGAGGCCGCGGCUCUCGCUGUGGGGCGCCAGCUCGCAGGGACAGAGUUUGCCAGGAGUUUGUGCGGACUUCGGGCCCCGGCCCCCCGCCGCGCCGCCGCCAUGCCCGUCUUCCACACGCGCACCAUCGAGAGCAUCCUGGAGCCGGUGGCCCAGCAGAUCUCCCACCUGGUCAUCAUGCACGAGGAGGGGGAGGUGGACGGCAAGGCCAUCCCGGACCUCACCGCCCCCGUGUCGGCCGUGCAGGCCGCUGUCAGCAACCUGGUGCGGGUUGGAAAGGAGACUGUGCAGACAACAGAAGACCAGAUCUUGAAAAGGGAUAUGCCACCAGCGUUUAUCAAGGUGGAGAAUGCCUGCACUAAACUUGUUCGGGCAGCCCAGAUGUUGCAAGCAGAUCCUUAUUCAGUACCAGCUCGUGACUAUCUAAUUGAUGGCUCAAGAGGCAUCCUUUCUGGAACAUCAGACUUGCUUCUGACAUUCGAUGAAGCGGAGGUCCGUAAAAUCAUCCGUGUCUGCAAAGGAAUAUUGGAAUAUCUGACUGUGGCAGAAGUGGUAGAGACAAUGGAGGAUUUGGUGACAUACACGAAGAAUCUGGGGCCAGGGAUGACAAAGAUGGCCAAAAUGAUUGAUGAGAGACAACAGGAAUUAACUCAUCAGGAACACAGGGUUAUGCUGGUAAACUCCAUGAAUACUGUGAAGGAGCUAUUGCCAGUACUUAUUUCAGCUAUGAAGAUUUUUGUAACCACAAAAAAUUCUAAAAGCCAGGGAAUAGAAGAGGCCUUGAAAAAUCGCAAUUUCACAGUAGAGAAAAUGAGUGCUGAGAUAAAUGAAAUAAUCCGUGUAUUGCAACUCACUUCCUGGGAUGAAGAUGCCUGGGCGAGCAAGGACACCGAAGCCAUGAAAAGAGCGUUAGCCUUGAUAGAUUCAAAGAUGAAUCAGGCAAAAGGUUGGCUGAGAGAUCCAAAUGCACCUCCAGGGGAUGCUGGGGAGCAAGCAAUAAGGCAGAUCCUUGAUGAAGCUGGAAAAGCAGGAGAACUGUGUGCAGGCAAAGAACGCAGAGAGAUUCUGGGAACAUGCAAAACUCUGGGACAGAUGACUGACCAGCUGGCUGACCUCCGAGCUAGAGGACAGGGUGGCACACCCAUGGCUAUGCAGAAAGCACAGCAGGUGUCCCAAGGUCUGGACUUGCUCACUGCAAAAGUGGAGAAUGCAGCCCGCAAGCUGGAGGCCAUGACAAACUCUAAGCAGGCAAUUGCUAAGAAGAUUGAUGCUGCUCAGAACUGGCUUGCAGAUCCUAAUGGGGGCAGUGAAGGAGAAGAACAUAUCCGGGGAAUUAUGGCUGAAGCAAGGAAAGUUGCAGAACUGUGUGAGGAGCCUAAAGAAAGAGAUGAUAUCCUUCGUUCCUUGGGGGAAAUCUCUGCUUUGACAGCCAAGCUGUCAGAUCUGCGACGACAUGGGAAAGGUGACUCUCCUGAGGCCCGUGCAUUGGCUAAGCAAAUAGCUACAUCACUUCAGAAUUUACAGUCCAAAACAAACAGGGCUGUGGCAAAUACUAGGCCAGUUAAAGCAGCUGUCCAUUUGGAGGGCAAGAUUGAACAAGCUCAAAGGUGGAUAGACAAUCCUACAGUUGCUGAUCGGGGAGUAGGGCAGGCAGCAAUCCGGGGUCUGGUUGCGGAAGGUCGCCGUUUAGCCAACGUCAUGAUGGGCCCUUACCGGCAAGACCUGCUUGCCAAGUGUGACCGUGUGGACCAGCUGGCUGCUCAGCUCGCUGACCUCGCUGCCAGAGGGGAGGGGGAGUCUCCUCAAGCCAGGGCAAUUGCUGCUCAGCUCCAGGACUCACUGAAGGAUCUUAAAACACGGAUGCAAGAGGCCAUGACCCAGGAAGUUUCUGAUGUCUUCAGUGACACCACAACUCCUAUUAAACUGUUAGCGGUCGCAGCCACUGCUCCCUCUGAUGCUCCCAACAGGGAUGAGGUGUUUGAUGAAAGAGCAGCAAACUUUGAAAACCAUGCUGCUAAACUGGGAGCUACAGCAGAAAAAGCAGCUGCAGUUGGAACUGCAAAUAAAACUACUGUGGAGGGCAUUCAGGCAACAGUGAAAUCAGCAAGGGAACUUACCCCACAGGUAGUAUCAGCUGCUCGUAUCCUCCUGAGAAAUCCUGGAAAUCAAGCUGCUUAUGAACAUUUUGAGACCAUGAAAAACCAGUGGAUUGAUAAUGUAGAAAAAAUGACAGGGUUGGUGGAUGAAGCCAUUGACACUAAAUCUCUGCUGGAUGCAUCAGAAGAGGCUAUUAAGAAAGAUCUUGAUAAAUGUAAAGUUGCAAUGGCCAACAUGCAGCCUCAGAUGCUGGUAGCCGGUGCCACCAGCAUUGCAAGACGAGCAAACCGCAUCCUGCUGGUGGCAAAGAGGGAGGUGGAAAAUUCAGAAGACCCUAAAUUUCGGGAGGCUGUUAAAGCAGCCUCUGAUGAGCUAAGCAAAACUAUAUCACCGAUGGUAAUGGAUGCUAAAGCUGUGGCAGGAAACAUUUCUGAUCCUGGUUUGCAGAAGAGUUUCUUGGAUUCUGGAUACAGAAUUCUGGGAGCUGUGGCCAAAGUCAGAGAAGCCUUCCAGCCUCAGGAACCAGAUUUUCCCCCUCCUCCUCCUGACCUUGAGCACCUUCAUCUGACUGAUGAGCUUGCUCCUCCCAAACCACCACUUCCAGAAGGUGAGGUUCCCCCACCCAGACCGCCACCACCUGAAGAAAAGGAUGAAGAGUUCCCAGAGCAGAAAGCAGGAGAAGCAAUUAACCAGCCCAUGAUGAUGGCUGCCAGACAGUUGCACGAUGAAGCCCGGAAAUGGUCUAGCAAGCCUGAUGUGACUGUGAUUAAUGAAGCGGCUGAGGCUGGUGUAGAUGUAGAUGAGGAGGAUGAUGCAGAUGUUGAAUUCACUCUCCCCUAUGACACUGAAGAUGAUUACGAGCCUGAGCUGCUGUUAAUGCCAACCAAUCAGCCCGUUAACCAGCCCAUUCUGGCUGCUGCUCAGUCUCUGCAUCGAGAAGCAACCAAGUGGUCUAGUAAGGGCAACGACAUCAUCGCGGCGGCGAAGCGGAUGGCGCUGCUCAUGGCCGAGAUGUCGCGCCUGGUCAGAGGAGGCAGCGGGAACAAGCGGGCCCUCAUCCAGUGUGCCAAGGAUAUUGCCAAGGCUUCGGACGAGGUCACGCGAUUAGCCAAGGAGGUGGCGAAGCAGUGCACGGACAAGCGCAUUAGAACAAACCUCCUGCAGGUCUGUGAGCGAAUCCCAACCAUCAGUACACAGCUGAAAAUUCUCUCCACUGUCAAAGCUACCAUGCUGGGCAGAACUAAUAUCAGCGAUGAAGAGUCGGAACAGGCAACUGAGAUGUUGGUUCAUAAUGCCCAGAAUCUCAUGCAGUCUGUGAAGGAAACUGUGAGAGAAGCUGAAGCAGCAUCCAUUAAGAUAAGAACAGAUGCUGGGUUCACUCUUCGCUGGGUCAGAAAAACCCCAUGGUAUCAGUAAACACUUGCCACAUAAGUAUUGUUUUCUGUAACAUAAAAUGCCUUUUUUUGGAAACAGAAGAGAUAUAUGAACAGCAAAAGGUGCUGUAUACAUGAGCUUAAGAUUAGCUUAUGCUAAUGCCCCAUUCUAAGGGUAUGAAUUAUAAGAUAAUGCAUUUCAAAUGUCUUUGGAACACAUUUGAUAUCAAACACCUCAAAUUUGCUGUCAACAGUAGACAGUUCUUAUCAUUUAAUUUUUUUUGGUUUGCUUUUCAAGAUUCUCUUAGUGAAUUCUGUAUUCCCAGAAGCACAUUUCAGUUAUGCACUAUAUAUUCCAGUAGUUCCCAUGUGAUGAUAUAAAACAUGGACCUCACUUGAAGCUUGCCUUGAGAGUUUAGGACACUGUUGGUUACUUGGCAGUUUUUUUUGGGACAAAUCUUUAAUAUAGAAACAUUCAACUUUCCAACAGGAUUUUAGCUGGCUGUUCUAAAACCAUGCAGAAAUGAUGGUGUGGGGCUUUUAAUUAAAAGAGGGGAGGUGGGGCAGCAGAACAGUUGUAAACUGAGGAUUAAAAUUCCAUGUCUGAACUGAUAUUGGGGUUUCUUUUGCUUUUGAUUUUUGCUUGGCAACAGUACUUUAACAAAAACUGGAGCUGUCUCUGUCACUCUGUAGGUAGGCAUUCCAGAACUCUCGUACUGUACUGAAAUGUUUUGCAGAGGAUGUUAGUGGCACACUGUUGACACCUUAGGCCUUAUGGCUGGAGACCUUAAAUCAUGGGACUCUUUCCUUGCUCAAUUCAGCAAUGUAUUGAGCUGAAACAUCCUGGUUCUCUUAAGCUGACUGCAUGUCGAGGACCAGAAAAUGCCACAUGCUGGCUCUUUCUUUUUGAAAACCAAAUGAGCACAUGCAAUUAUUCUUAUUUCCCUCUUCUCUCCAUCUGAUGUUAUUCCAGCUGCUCAAGGUGGAAAUUAAAAGAUAAAGAUACUCGAUUAAACAAGACCUGUAGCCUCACUGCCCUUGUUUUCAGCAAUGCAUAAGCUUUUUGAAUCCUGAGCUCUGCAGGGUCCAUGAAACUCUGUUUAGGUAGUCUGAUGGUCCCAGCAAAUGCUGGUUCCUAAUGCUACACAUACCUCAUUAUUUUUACUGCUUUUGGAGUUUGGAGGCUGAAAAUCUUUUUUCAAGUUCUAGUAAUAGUGAAUUGAACAAAGUGCUACUGCAUCUUUUAAAAAAAAUCCCAAACGAAAUGACAAGAAUAAAACCCCCAAGUUCCCCCUCACUAAAAUAGACCUGUGAUGCUUUUAUCCUUCCAUAAUUUAACAUGCCUUCAUAUAUAUAUAUAUGUGCAUACACAUUCAUUUAAUUGCCUUGUCUCUUUUGGCAUUUGACAGAAAGGAAAACUUGUUUGAGUUUUUACACUUGCAAGGAAUACUUGCAGACUUCUGCCCAAAUCACCACUGACAUCAUAAUACCCUUUUAAUUUGCUGCAAAUUGUUGCAUGAUCAAACCACCUUGAAUAGAAGUGUCCUUGUGCAAAAACUGCUCAGUCUUAACAGUUCAAAGGAAGAGACACAGCACAGUCAACUGUCCUUUACCUCUCUGCAACAGUUAUUCUACACUUGGAUUUUCUCCCCUCCACCCCCUUUCAUUGCACUGUUAUCUAAAAAGGGAAGUUAAACUGUUGAUAGUACAUCUGCCUCAAAGUGACCUCAGCAAGAGAAGGCACAUGUUCGUCUUUAAUUUGCUCCUUGUGUCUGGGUAUUAUGAAAUAUGUGGUACUUAGGAUCUUUCCUUAGUAUUCUCUUCCUGCAGUUACCUGCAAUGGGAAGAGGAGGGAAGGGGUGCCAGAGCCUUAACCUGGAUGCAUUUGGUUGGUUUAUACCAGAUCUUUAACGUAAUUUUAAUGUAGUAAUUUCUAUUUAAUAGUAAAUAACACUGAGUAAGUAGGGAUUAUUUUAAAGGGAUUUUCUAAAUAGUCUUCCUGUAUUGCUUCUCAAUGCUUCUCACAUCCCCCUGUCCCAAUUCAGGCUUCUCUGUGAGAUUUUUUUAUUUUAGCAUCACUGUUUAGUUGCUUGACUGAUAUUAAUGCAAUAUUACUAAUGCCUUUAAUACAUAAUUGUUUAUGCCAAAGAUCACUUUUUGUUUAUUGAUGAAUGUUUGCAGGAGAGUUAUGAAUCAUGGUUGCCUUUGAUAUUCUUCUAGAAUGUUUGCUCUGAGUUCUCAAACUGUUUUGUAGAAGCUGAGAUACUUGUCCACCUUAUGCAAUUACUGCAUUUUUGAAAACUAUUGGUCUGCAGACCCAAAGUGCAGCAAAAAUUUGAACAAGACCAUGAAUGUCACUUGGAAAUGUUUUACCACUAUAAAACUUUGUUUAUAAACCAAAAUGUAUUGUAUAGUCUAAUGUUUUCAACCUUUCUUUGGUUCUGUUAAAACAAUAAAAAUGCCUUUGUACAAA
Messenger RNA from Lepidothrix coronata (blue-crowned manakin), 6271 nucleotides. It is a transcript of the gene VCL, whose product is annotated as vinculin. The transcript has 22 exons. The record is from RefSeq and is a predicted model, not a curated record. Gene Ontology annotation, biological process: cell adhesion. Gene Ontology annotation, molecular function: structural molecule activity; actin filament binding. NCBI's taxonomy places the organism in Eukaryota, Metazoa, Chordata, Aves, Passeriformes, Pipridae. Gene Ontology annotation, cellular component: actin cytoskeleton. The coding region runs from base 431 to 3841 and encodes 1136 amino acids.